Molecule: messenger RNA, 1276 nt
Organism: Chinchilla lanigera (long-tailed chinchilla)
Lineage: Eukaryota; Metazoa; Chordata; Mammalia; Rodentia; Chinchillidae
Gene: Usp50
Product: ubiquitin specific peptidase 50
Exons: 7
Biological process (GO): Ras protein signal transduction; protein K63-linked deubiquitination; protein K48-linked deubiquitination
Cellular component (GO): cytosol; midbody; dendritic spine
Molecular function (GO): cysteine-type deubiquitinase activity
Source: RefSeq, a predicted model, not a curated record
UUUCUGGUGUUUUCAGCCAGCUCCCACUGUACAGUGCGCACUCCCCUCGAACUCACAGUGGCCCUCCUGCCUCAGCCUCCUUGCGCGCCGCCACGCCGGCCUGUAGGAACACCAGACGCAGAGCGCUCGGAUGGCUCCGACCCACUCCGCACCCCCGAGGCCCCCGCGCCACCACCGCACCCUCCGGGCGUGGCCGGCCUGCGCAACCUGGGUAACACGUGCUACAUGAACGCCGUCCUGCAGUGCCUGGCCAGCGUGCCGCCGCUGGCGCAGUACUUCCGGUCGGGACAAUACGUCACCGCGCUGCACAAGGACUGCCGGGAGGUGGCCGCGUCCUUCGCCUACCUGCUGACCGACAUGUGGCUGGGCGACACCGACUGCGUGUCCCCCAAGCAGUUCCGGGCCGCGCUCGGCUGCCUGCACCCGGCCUUCAUGAGGACGACGCAGCAGGACGCGCAGGAGUUCCUCAUCUACGUGCUCAACGCGCUGCACGAGGCGCUGAGGAAGUACCAUCGAAGGUCAUGUGAGAAAAGAUCUAUGCAAAGAUGCUGCAGGAAGGUGACUUCCAGUGAGACAUCCAUCAUCACCCAGCUCUUUGAAGGGCAGCUGAACUACAGCAUUAUGUGCUUGAAGUGUGAGAAUUGCACCUACAAGAACGAAGUCUUCACUGUUCUCUCUCUCCCCAUCCCGUCUGAGUAUGAGUGCACCCUUCAGGACUGUCUCCAGUGCUUUUUCCAACAAGACACACUGACCUGGAACAACCAAAUCCAUUGCUCCUUCUGUGAAACCAAGCAGGAAACAGCUGUGAAGACCACUAUUUCCAAAGCACCAAAAAUAAUUAUUUUUCACUUAAAAAGGUUUGACAUCCAGGCCCAGGUGAAGAGGAAGCUGAGAACUGACAUUUACUACCCGCUCACUAACCUGGACCUCACGCCUUACAUCUGCCCUGUCUUCCGGAAGCAACCUAACUACAGCCUCUGUGCGGUGGUGAAUCACUUUGGUGACCUGGACUGUGGCCACUACACCGCUUUCUGUUGGAACUCUGACACCCAGGCCUGGUACAGCUUUGAUGACACUCGGGUCAGUGAGAUUCCAGCGACUUCGGUUCAAACCACUACGGCCUAUCUCCUGUUCUACAGCUGCCAGUCCUUCUCCAAACCUACACAAAAGUGCAAGUGCUAGGAGAGAGACGGCUGUUUCCUGAAAACGCAAAACAAGCGAUCAGGGAGUGCUGGUGAGGCUCUGCUUCGUCAUUAAACCCUUGCAGCCUGCAUCA